This is a messenger RNA of Mizuhopecten yessoensis (Yesso scallop), 3623 nucleotides long. RefSeq names its product carbohydrate sulfotransferase 11-like. The coding region runs from base 90 to 1103 and encodes 337 amino acids. Gene Ontology annotation, biological process: carbohydrate biosynthetic process. The transcript has 4 exons. The record is from RefSeq and is a predicted model, not a curated record. Lineage: Eukaryota; Metazoa; Mollusca; Bivalvia; Pectinida; Pectinidae. Gene Ontology annotation, cellular component: membrane. Gene Ontology annotation, molecular function: sulfotransferase activity.
ACGUUAAUAUACCACAGGUGGGGCAACCCGGACCCAGCCCACUAACGGAUCGAGGCAGUUGUACCACAGCCGUCCUUUUAACUGCUAAAAUGAGACCAAAAAAACUGACCGUUCUGGUGCUAUUGGUUUCGUUCUUCGUCUUGGUGGCAAUAUUCAUAAAACCGGGGAAUACACCGACACAGCAAGAUAGUGCGUUGCGUGGAGCUUUGUUGCCCGUAAAGUCACUGCCGUUAGACAGAACAGGAGAGGACGGUAGGACAACUGUCACAUCCGCAGAGAACGAAAACAAAGAGAGAGUACGGCAUCUUCGUCGGGAAUGUAAACAUUAUCGAAAAGACGAAAAUGGCAGCCAAUAUCUAGAUUAUAUUAUUGUUGACGAGAAAUACAAAAUGAUGUUUUGCUACAUUCCAAAAAUUUCCUGUUCGCAGUGGAAGACUGUUUUCAUAUCUUUGACAGGAUCAGUGAAUUCUUCUGAGUUGAACUUUGGAAACGUCCAUACUUACCAUCAAUCAAAACUGAACUUUCUGCGCAAAUAUUCAUUUCGCAGGAGACAACAAAUGCUUGAGGAAUAUAAAAAGUACAUAGUGGUAAGGAACCCAUUGGAAAGACUUCUAUCAGCCUACAGAAAUAAAUUGGCAGGUAGAGGAAUCAAGGAUACGUCAUUUCGAGAGGCUGGAAAGUUAAUUGUGAAACGUAUUAGAUUAAAUGCAACACGUGAGUCUCUCAAAAAAGGUGAUGACGUCACAUUUUUGGAAUUUGUGAAAUUUCUCACAGACGAAGAUACUAAACAUUUAAACGACCACUGGGAACUGUACGCACGAUUAUGUCGUCCCUGUUUAAUUAAUUAUGACUUUGUUGGAAAAUACGAAACUAUAAAGAGAGAUGCUGACUUUAUUCUAAAGGACAUCGGAGCUCCCCCUGAAGUUCGAUUUCCUUUAAGGUCAGAAAAAUACUCUACAGAGAAAACAAUUAACACAUUUGACAAUUUUUAUUCCCAGAUUCCUGCUGAUUAUAUACAGAAGUUAUACAAUCGAUAUCGAUCGGAUUUCGAUAUAUUUGGAUAUUCAUUAUCGGACAAUUUAAAUGUAACAUCGAUUCCUUAAAUGAAUGCAUUAUAAAUAUACAUGAUUUAUACCUGUUACAUGUUAUUGUUCUUAAAUGAGCUUUUUUUCCGGUUUUUUUGCCAACACUGUUAUUUAUUAUGUUUUUAAAAUUAGUUUCUUCUGUAUAUUUUUUAUUGCCAUCAAUGUUUUAUGAUGUGAUUUAACAGUAUGCGCAAAACAGUAACCUUAAAAAUAGGACUAAAACAGUGGCAAAGAAAUAAAGGAGUGUAGGGUUGAAAAAGGUCACCAUGUUUGUUCAAAUGAAUGACUUUCAUACAAAUUCAAUGUCACAGAGGUCAAUUGCCUUUAAAAACAUUCACACAGCCUUUUCGGAAUUACCAAAGACACGAGGAUAAUGAUAUAUAAGCCAGUGUCAUAUUGGGAUAACGAUCACUAAGUUUGUUCAAAAGAAUGACCUUCACUAAUAUCAAAAGCCACUGUGAUAAGUUAUCUUAAAAAACCGUACAAACAACGUCUUCUGAAUAACUAAAAGACUCAAUGUGAAAAUAUUUGGCCAGCACAGUAGCAUGCAGGGAUACAGAGUUACCAAGUUUGAUCGAUAAAUGACCUUCGCCUAAAGUCGUAAGGUGUCAAUUGUCUAAAAAAAUAUAAACAAUUUCUUCUGAACAAGAUAAUGAUAUUUUGACCUGUAGCACGCAGGGAUGUAGGGCUUCCAAGUUGUUUCAAAUGAAUGAUUUUCACCCAUAUACAAAGUAAUAGGGGUCAAAUGUGUUGAAAACAUUUAAACAUCUUCUGGUUUACCAAAAUGCACGGGGUGGUGAUAUUAGGCCAGUUGCAUGCUGGGAUCAAGUGCUCACAAGUUUGUUCAACUUAAUGACCUUGUUAGGUCAAAGAGGUAAAUGCGUUGAAAUCUUUUAACAGCUUCUUUUGAAUUUAAGUAACUUAGAACCAUAAAUACUGAUAUUUUGCCUGUAGCUUUAUUUUAGGUCACUUUUAAGGUUACAAGCAUGAUAUUAAUACCAGGUGAGAGAUGCAGGCCUCUUGGGCCUCUUGUUUGCUUUGUUUGCAAAAUGCUUGGCAUUGAACAGUUUCCUUUUUAGUCCUACGUAGAUUUAGUCGUAGUAAUUAAAGAUGCAUUGUUUGAAUACAAAUCGGUCAGUUGUAUCAAUCAUAUAGACACAUUUUUGCUUAUCAAUAUGAUAAUGUUGUUUUGCUAUAUUAAUUAAGCACGGCAUUGCCAAACAUACUAAUGCUUAUUGCAAAUAUUAAGCAAAAGGUCAAAAAAAAAUUGUGUCAAGUCAAAGUUAGCGGUAAUCAAACACUAAACUGUCACUAAAUCAAUGUAUUUUCUGAAGUAGUAUUCAGUAUAUUUUAAGCCCAUUUUGCAAAUUUUAUUCGUUGCAGAUUUUUUUUUUUUUUAAAUGGAUGUAGACACGAACAAUCAGGGUGAUUUGUGCUCUUUUUAAUAAUUGGCCUCUAUGGUUAUGACAAAUAAAUUUACACAUAAGACGGUUAUUAUCUGGUAUUUGAUAUGUGUCUAUGUUAUCUCCAGAUGAAACCUAUACGAGUAUCAGAUAGGGUUCCAUUAAUGUAUAAUUAUGAGCAUAUGUAUAUACUUAUAUACAAAAAAAUGACCCUAAAAGAUCUCAAAAGGCAGAAAUAUGGACUGUGUUCCAGAUAGCGUUUCACUGUGUGUGGUAUCUUACAUGAGUAAAUUUCGAGUAAAUUAGCCGUUCAGUAGAUAUAUUUUUGUAUGUAUAUUGUUAUUCUAAUAUGUUUGGUGGCAGUUGUUUUACAUGUGAUAUAUGUUUGAUAUUCAACGGAUUCUAGUUCGGCUCAGUAUAUAUAUAUGUGUGUGUUCAAUCGAUUGUGUACAUCAUUGCUAUCAUAAUUAAAUUGAAUACCAUGUAUCGUUUCAUUGUCUAGCAAUCAGUUAAUUGAUUUAAUAUUGUAGAUAUCAUAAGCCCCUUAAAGUGUACCCCUUUCUUACUUUUGUAAACAAGUAGCACCAGCCUUCAAAGGCAAGUAUAAUACUCAUUAGCUCCAUUAGCAUACACUUUAACCAAAUUGCGUCCAUAUCUUUGAAAAUCCGUCUAGGCCUUGAUCAGUGUGGUCAGUCAAAUGUCAAGGUAACUGUUAUUGAUAAAGGAAUAUUUACGUCUAGAUCCUUACAAACGAAAACUUAUCGUACACGUUCAAGCUCAUACUUGGUACGUGAGCUGCUCUAUGGACAAGAAAGUUCAAAGGUCGAGGUAAUUGGUAUAAAAAUAUAAUUUCAUGAAACGACUGAACAAACCUCAGACUUUAGUAUGCGAAUGGUCUUAGAAAGGAGAUAGAACCUUUUUUUGGCAAAGUCUGUUAAAAUCCAGGUCACUUUGAACGGUUUCGCAAAAUGCCUAAUAGCUGGUCAAGAAGCAGAUCUUUCAAAAAGACCUGCGUUAGGCGAUUACAAUUUUGCACCGCUAUUAACAUCUUCAAUACUUCUACCCUCGAUAUCCAGGGGUUACGCUCAUCUUCGUUCUCUGCACCCCUGGAAUAUGUCAUACCAAAAUUAAGGCA